Messenger RNA from Bombyx mori (domestic silkworm), 2192 nucleotides. RefSeq lists its product as uncharacterized. The coding region runs from base 594 to 1928 and encodes 444 amino acids. The transcript is spliced from 5 exons. Lineage: Eukaryota; Metazoa; Arthropoda; Insecta; Lepidoptera; Bombycidae. The record is from RefSeq and is a predicted model, not a curated record.
UAUUGUGGAGUUUCUUCCGUCAGGAUUAUAGUGUAGGUAGGUAUGUAGUCUUUGGUUAUGCAUUAAAUUUCCGUGCGAAAUUUCAAUUCAUAUCAUAACAUUAGAGGGUAGCUACUUAUUUAAAAUUUCAAUGAAAAUCCAGUUUGAUGGGCAUAGAUAAUACCUACAUUUAAUAGAAGAUUUAUGGGUAGUUUUUAAAAGUAACGAUACGCGACUACUGUCGUCAAUUCAACUCUGUAACCAUAAUGGACGGUGCAAUCAAUAAUGAUGAUCAAGAUCAAAUUGUGGAGCAACUUCUUAGUGAAUACGACGAAAUAAUUAUGCCUCUGCCGGCGUAUGCGUCUGAACCUCACCUUCUAAUUUCUCGGGUAUAAUUACUUUCAAUAAUAAAUUUAUAAAAAAUUAGAUUCACUACAAAUCUAUGGCAAUUUUAUCUGUUGAGUAACUUAAUUACUAAGGUAAAAUGAAUGCAUCGAAACACCGGAACAAAAAUAAGAUAAAACAAUGUUUAAAACGAAAUUACAUUAAAUCGUCUCCCGAAAACCUUAAUUUUUAUGAACUCCCAAAGCCAGUAUUAGAGAUAAAAAAUUGGCAUGCUUGCAUCCCAGUUGCUGGUCCGCAAAUCUUAUAUGGAUUAUAUGGUGCAACUCUUAAAAGUUAACUAUGAAACAAGCCACCGAAUUCAACACCAAAAACUCCAUUUUCCCAGUGCUAUUUGGAGAUGUGCUAAAAACAUAGAAAUGAAAGCAGCACAAAAAUGUAUGAUUGUACAAAUUUAUAGAAAAUAUAUUGGAUCUGUGGUUCAGGAAUUAAAAAAAGAUACAAAGAAUAAAAAGAUUAAUAAAAAAUUAUAUGAAUACCUAAAUAAGCAUCCAGAAAAUGAUAAAAAAGUUCAAACAACAUUUAUCAAUCAAAAUGCUUGUACUUGUCCAUGUGUUUGUAUGAAACUUAAGAGAAGACGUAAAAAUGAUACUCAAAGUACACCUGAGAGUAACAAGCGACAUAUAACACCAUUGAAUGAUCAAUAUAAAAUACCGGUUGUCAUUAAUAUGCAUCCAGAGGCUCAAAAUCCAGUAAUUACCAAAGAUAUUCAUGCUAUGGAAACAAUACCACAAUCUGACAUUAUAUCUAAACCGGACAGUAUUUCACCAAAACUUAAUAUGCCAAAGCCAGUUGAUGAUCUUGACACACAUGAUGAGUUAAUGAUGCAACUGGAAAAACUGUUUCAUGGGAAUAAAAAUGAUGAAGAUUUAUUCGAAACAACUCUCUGCAACAUGCCUACUGAUGGUAACUUAUUUGAAGAUUACACAGUAAAUAAUGAUGCUAGCAAUGUAAAUACAUCAGUUAUUGAAAAUCAUGCAAAACAAAUAAAGUCACUAGAUGAAAAGCUGGCAUCAUUAGCAGACAUGCUUGUUAAUAACACCAAAGAUAAUUCUGCACGUGAAGACCAAAAACUGCAACAACCAAAAGCACAAACACUACAACAUAAGAAGCAAAAUCCAAGCAAGUGGUUAUGUGAAGAAUAUUUUUUAAAAGUGAAAUUAUUUGAAAUACUUGAUCUUAUUGGAGAUUCAAAUAGAAAAAAAUUAGCAAGGAUCAAAGAAUUGUUUGCUGAUUUAUUUGGACCAGACAGUGAUGAUGAAAGCAUACUAUCGCCAUUAGAAGAAACCCCUGAGUUUGUUCUGAGUUGUAAAGAAAGAAUUGCUCCCUGGGUUGUUAAAAUACUUACUCCUGUAUACACAAAAGGUCAUAUUAAAGGGAAAGCACUGUUCAAAGCAUUAGCGAAACAUCUAAUUAAUUUGAUUUAUCAGUGCAGCCACUAUCCAGAGGAGUAUGAAGUGAAAAGUUUUGUUUGUGACUUCUUGAAAAGUCACAGAGUGAUAAGAUGUGAGGCAGAUUUCCACCAAUUUAGAAUAGAGAAUCUUUAAAUAGAUACUAUGAUGCUUUAAAUAUUAUGUUCUGUGGUAUACAUAUUAAAACCAUAAUUCUCAGCCAUGUCAGUAAAUAUUCCAUAAUAAAUUCAGUUGUAAAAAGUAGAAUAAUGUUUAAAUCUGUAACAUUAUUUUUAAAGUAGAAGUUUAUUAAUUUAAACAUAAUAUUCCAGUUCAGUUCCAGUUAGUAUUUUAAAGUUAAUAAAAAAAGUUUUUCGUAGCCUCCAUAAUAAUUGUCAAAAAAAUAAAAGAUUCAAAUUA